This is a messenger RNA of Bolinopsis microptera, 1954 nucleotides long. Its product is annotated as protein C12orf4 homolog. The transcript has a single exon. Lineage: Eukaryota; Metazoa; Ctenophora; Tentaculata; Lobata; Bolinopsidae. Bases 36 to 1682 code for a protein of 548 amino acids. The record is from RefSeq and is a predicted model, not a curated record. Gene Ontology annotation, cellular component: cytoplasm.
UAUUUUAGAGAGAAUGAAGUAGAUAGAAAAGCGAUAUGAGUCCAGAAACGAAAAAGUCAUUGGAAUUUGAAUUCUCCUACAGUGUCCCAAAAGGUAAGACAGUGAAUGUAACCAUCCCUUUGCUACUUCCCUUGUCCGGUUUACCCACUGACUACGCUGAGGUUCACAUCAGAGACAGUCGGAUACCAUGUUUUGCCGAGGACGUCUUCAGGGAAACAUUCCUGACAUUUGUGGCAGAGGAAGAAGAAAAAAUACGUCAGGAGGAAGGUGAUGCUGCUCUAGUAGACCUGGUGACAGAACUUGGGGAUCUGGUUGAUAUUUGGGAGAGCGAGGCUCGUGUCACUACACCUGUUUCAACUCACAGCAUACAACAGGAGGAGGAAUUUGGACAGAUCUGUCACAAGCUCUAUCAUUCACCUGUCCUACAUGCCAUGCGAGCGGAGGAGAAUAGAGCUGCCCAGGAAUUACGGGGUCUAGUCAAGAAACGUAAUGACGAAAUCAAGAAGAUUCAGGAUCAUCACAUCAUGGCGAUGGAGGGUUAUGUGAACAACGGUGGACAUGUCGAUACUACAGCAGUUAAUGAUUUGGCAGCAAGCCAAAUUGAACAACGACAGGACUGUGAAGUAAAGUGGGCGAGUGAAAUAUCACAUCUCAUGGAGAAACAGAGGAAAGAAUUUUACUCAUGGGUUCUGAAGACCUACGAGGAGAGUCUUGGUGGCAAAGAGUACUCUUCUAACAUUCCAAACACUAACAAUUACUCGCCUGAACCGCAGUCCUAUCCUAAGUUGGAGGAGAGUUUCUCCAUUUGUAUCGGUUCUCAACUGAAAAUAACACACAGUUUACGACUCUUUGUCGAUAAUGUUUGGAAUCUCUGUGCGGGUCAUCCCAGAGCCCCUGAGAGACUUCAAACUGCUCUAUCACUCUACACAAACAAUCUCUCCGGUCUGAUACUGCUAGUCGACAACAGACUCAACCUGUACAGCGGCAACACUCACAAGUUAUCUAAAAUAUCUGAAGUAUUCCCGGAAUUUCACUUUCCACCUUUUGAUCAACAGCUAACUACCAUCCGACAAAAACUGCUCAACCCUGAUGUUGUGAAGAGGAGGACUCCCACAAACUAUCUGAUCGAUGAUACUGUUCCAGACGCAGUUAUCAAAGAGGACGAGACCUCGGGAGAUCUUAUCUUACCUACAGGAACUUGUUAUCUGACCAGACAUUCCAAUCUCAAGCAGGUACACUGUGUUAUACAUCUUGUGGGGACUGUUCACGAGGUUCAGGGUGAGGUGACUUCGCGGGAUUCACUACUUAUUGGGCUGAAAAGUGCGCUAAAAAUAGCUUCAGAAAAUAACAUGGACAAUUUGGUUAUACCCUUGUUUUUAACAUCGACUCUUGAGCCAGGUAUGAACCAUGCAUGGUGCAUGAAACGCAGUGAACUUGUAUUUAAGUGUGUCAAGGGUUUUAUGAUUGAAGUGGGUUCUACUGGCGUUAUUAACAGCAAAACUUUUCACUUUAUUCUUCCCAAGAACACUCCCCAGAAAACAUUUCAAUCUAUCAGCAGUUUGUUACCCAACAUAUUCCGAGUUCCUUGUCCAAUGGUUCUAGAUCAAGGCUCCAGAAAGAAGACUUUGACUGUAGAAGAGCUUACAAAGCUGAACUUAUCGCCUGAUUCUAAUACUAGUUGAAAGUGUACUGUGUUAUCGCUGACUAUUUUUAAACGUUUUAACUGAGUUAAAGUUUGCAUGUUCUUUUUGGAUACACUUUUUAUGUUAAAAGCGAUGUUGACUACUUGCUGAUUGUCGUCUGAUGUACUAUUAAAUGAUAAGAAUCAUGUUUAAUUUGUAUCUUCUCAAAAUAUUUUGAAUAUUUUGAAUCGUCUCAAAUAUUUUGUUCGUAAUAUGAUUGCUUUGUUUUUCGUUUUGUGUAUGUUUCACCUGCUUUCUGUUUUAUUCUGUUU